Molecule: messenger RNA, 649 nt
Organism: Capsicum annuum
Lineage: Eukaryota; Viridiplantae; Streptophyta; Magnoliopsida; Solanales; Solanaceae
Product: putative lipid-transfer protein DIR1
Exons: 2
Coding region: 141-506 (121 amino acids)
Biological process (GO): systemic acquired resistance
Molecular function (GO): fatty acid binding
Source: RefSeq, a predicted model, not a curated record
CAGUAUUAUCUUUUUUCCACAAUUAAAUGUUAGGUGAAGCCCACAAAGCCCCAUUGCAACUUGAGAGACAAGUUUUCAUGUCCUAAUAGCAAGGACAAAACUUAAGGUCACGUUUGAGAUCAUUAUCUUGGCAAUUGAAAAUGUGUUUCAUACACACACAUAUUGAAAGAAAGAAAGAAAUAGAGAUGGAGCAUAGCUACUUGGCCAAAAAAAUUGUGACAUUGGCUUUGGUUGCCAUAGUGUUAAGCAGUGCUAGUAUAGAAGUGUCGCAGGCACAAGGAAUAUGUAACGUGUCGGGCGAAGGGUUAAUGUCGUGCAAACCAUCAGUCACACCCCCUAAUCCGACAGCGCCUACAGCCCAGUGCUGUAGCGCGUUGGCGCAUGCAGACAUGGGCUGCCUCUGCACGUAUAAAAACUCUCCGUUGUUGCCUUCUCUGGGAAUCGAUCCUAGACUCGCGAUGCAGCUGCCUGAGAGAUGCAAACUCCCUACUCGUCCCCAUUGCUAAAUUAAAGCUCCUUAUAUUCGUAUCGUUAUGUUUGUGUGUAAUUUGCGGUUUUGUUUCUCCUAUGCUUUUUAAUUUCUUUAUGGUUGUAUUUGUAAUUCAGUUGUUUGUUAAGUUUUCGUUGUUAUUGCUUUCAUCUUUUACUA